Messenger RNA from Opisthocomus hoazin, 844 nucleotides. NCBI's taxonomy places the organism in Eukaryota, Metazoa, Chordata, Aves, Opisthocomiformes, Opisthocomidae. The record is from RefSeq and is a predicted model, not a curated record.
CCUCCCUCAGACCGCCACGCUCCAGGAGAGAGGAGGUGGAAAGCCUGAAACCCGCUGCGGGAGCCCUGGAGCCUGGAGGCCAUCUUAGACCUGGAGCUACCAUGUGCACGGGGAAGUGUUCGAAGUGCAUUGGGAUCACCCUGCUCCCACUGGCAGCAUGUGCCAUAGUCUCCAACACCCUCCUGUACUUCCCCAAUGGACAAAUUCUGCAGCUCAGUGAGAUAACCGAUCUGGUCUGGUUUUUCCAUGGCAUUGUGGGAGCUGGAAUACUGGUUAUUUUGCCGGCAUUAAUGAUGCUGGGAGCAGGCGGAGCAGGAUGUUGCGCUAACAGAUGUGGGAUGCUGCUGUCAGUGGUCCUGGCUGUGCUGGGAUUUGCGGGAGGAGCGUACUGUGCAGUCAUCUCCUCGCUGGGGCUGAUUGGGGGCCCUCUGUGUGACACGGGUGAUGGAGAAUACCUCUACCCUUUCAGGAACAACACUCUGGAAGAAAAUUAUUUGUUCAACCAGACAGCAUGGAGCAUUUGCAAAGAACCUGAAAACAUCAUCCUUUGGAAUAUCAUCCUUUUCUCUAUUCUCCUGGCCAUUGGUGUGAUUGAAGCUAUUCUUUGUUUUAUUCAAGUCAUCAAUGGACUUACUGGCUUCAUAUGUGGCACAUGUAUGAGGAAAAGAAAGACAAACAUUUCCGGAAUGUGAAUGACCUACAGGGGAUGCCAAGACAAGCCCUGAGCUACCAAUUCAUAUACAAUAAGGAUAGUGCACUGUGCUGUGUUUAUGGGGGGAUGACAAAGGAAACCCAAAAUGUACAGGAGUUUCAUGGGGCAAAAUUAAUUUUUUAUGAAGAAGUC